GCCCGGAGAGGAGUGGUUCUGCUGUGUGUGCUUUGACGGGUAAAAUUCGGAUACAUUUGUUUCCCUUGACGUCUAAAAUGAUUAGCAUCACUCCGUCACAACCAGUAAAUAACAUCUAACUAUGGAGAGACUUGUUUAACAACAAGCAGUCAAUGUUUUUGACGACGCCAUUGGAUACCGUCGUUGUUGUUUUCAGCGUGGGAAAUGACCGGGGCUGUGGCGAGUGUGCAGCGGUCGUGUUAAAUUCAAAACUUUUUACGGUCAGUGAUGCGUUUUAACGAGAAGGAGAUGGUGCACUUGAGCCGACAGCCGUCAGAAAUGGUCGCCGAGCUGGGCAUGCGAGGACCCAAGAAAGGAGAUGUUGUCAAGAGGAGGCUAGUGAAACUCGUUGUUAACUUCCUCUUCUAUUUUAAGACUGACGAGGAAGAACCUAUUGGAGCUCUGCUGUUGGAGCAAUGUCGGGUGGAGAAGGAGGACAGCCUAACAUUCACCAUUGCAUUUCUAGAAGACGCAGAGAGGAAAUAUCUUUUUGUGUGUGACUCUGAGGAGCAGUGUGGGAAGUGGAUAGACUCCAUCAUCAGGGCGAGCUAUGAGUUCAUGAGGCGGAAUCUCAUAUUCUACAGAACUGAAAUCCACAGGCUCACUGGAAAAGAUCCAUUGGAGCAGUACGGCAUAUCAGAUGAAGCUCGCUUUCAAGUUACUAAUGGCCUGCAGCAUACGCCCAGAGAUGCCUCCUCAAUGUAGACUAGCAUUCUGCCUAUUUUGAUCUUUUUCUUUUCAGUUCAGCUUGCCACUCAAAUAGCACCACCACCCUGGACUGAAAAGCAAAGGCAUUACUGGAUUUCAACAGUGUGUGAAUCUUCAACCACCAGCUUGUUGUGGCCUUCAGAAAUCAUGAUUUUGGGUUCUCAGUGCCAGUGCAAGUUUUUUUUCUUUAUUUUAUAGUUAAUAGUCUCUAAUUUUAGAUAAUGUGGAUAUUGUGAGUCACUGGCAAUAUUUGACUUGCUACUGGGAGAAUCAGUCAGGACAAUAGGAAAAAUAUUAACAAUGGCUGCAGUGCAACAUUUUAGAUAAAUGACUUAAUUAAACUAAGACUUACCGAUGGUAUUUGAACUGCUGAGUUGAGCCACAAUUAUAUACAUAUAAUAUAGCGAGGGAAAAUAUAGUUUUUUUUCUCCAUGAGUGUUUAUCGUCCUGCUCAUCUAAACUACUUGGCUUGUUAAGAUACUUUUGCACACUGUACUGUACUUUACUUGGUCUUGAGAGUUUAUUUUAUGAGUUUCUAAAAUGUACUUGAAUUAACUUUUUAUUUUCUAUUGCACUGUAAUUUACAUUUCUUUGGUUAAGGUGGACCAUGCUAAGUCUUUUGACUUCCUCUUGUUUUUGUAUGUCGCUACAGCUCUGAACCACGUUACAUGUAAACACAGUUCUGUACUCUGCAAUUUGGUAAACAUUCCAUACACGUCUAUUUUAUAAUUAGCGUACAGUAUGCUUCACUUGCUUUCCCAGUGUCUUGUCUUCUUCAUUGAGAACAUAUUUAACUUCAACUUUUAUAGAUGAUUUCUUUUUUUUUUUUAAUAAAAGAUUUUUAACUGAUAUUUAAUUUUCUAAGUAAAGUGAAUCUAGUGACAUUUAUAGGUCAGAUAAGUGUUUAGCAUUUAGAAGGUAAGAAGUGACAUGAUUUACUGUGGUGAGUAGUCCGGCACAAGGUCUAUACUGGCCUUAACACUAUCAGAAGAACUGAACUACAUUUGUUCCAUAAAAUUGUAUUAAUUUA
Messenger RNA from Phycodurus eques (leafy seadragon), 1777 nucleotides. It is a transcript of the gene plekhj1, whose product is annotated as pleckstrin homology domain containing, family J member 1. Gene Ontology annotation, biological process: retrograde transport, endosome to Golgi; receptor recycling; endosome organization. Bases 268 to 744 code for a protein of 158 amino acids. The transcript has 6 exons. Lineage: Eukaryota; Metazoa; Chordata; Actinopteri; Syngnathiformes; Syngnathidae. Gene Ontology annotation, cellular component: trans-Golgi network; early endosome; recycling endosome. The record is from RefSeq and is a predicted model, not a curated record.